AUGACCCUCAAGUAUCUCAUCACCGGUGCUACCGGCGGUCUGGGCUCCCAAGUGUUGUCCUACCUUGUUGCCAAUGUCCCCAUCUCAGAAUAUGCAGCUGCUUCGUCAAGCGAGGCAAACCGCAAGGGGUUCGAGAACCAGGGAAUCGCCUUCCGGGUCGUCAACUACGAUGAUCCACCAAGCCUGGAGACCGCAUUCCAAGAUGUCGAGAAUCUCCUGUUCGUAAGCACCAACACCUUCGACGUCGAGAAGAGGCGCAGACAGCAUCAGAGUUUCGUCGAUGCUGCGAAGAAGAUGCAUGUCAAACAUGUGUGGUAUACAUCUCUCGCCUUUGGCGGGUUCGGCUCCUCCGAGGCAGAUGUGCAACAGGCUCAUUUGCUGACUGAGGAGAUGAUGCGAAGGUCCGGCAUCAAUUAUACAUCCAUCCGCGAGGGCCUCUAUACCGACGCCUUUCCAGUAUUCAUGAACUGGUAUCCCAGCACUUCAACCAUGUAUCUCACAGCCGACGGGCCCAUCGCCUUUACCCUGCGCGCAGAGCUAGGCGAAGCCACCGCCCGUCUGAUGAUUUGCGGCGGUCACGACAAGGAAGUUGUUCUGCUGACUGCUCAGCAAACAAUUACAUUCUCCGAGAUCAUUGACGUUAUCAAUGAGACCACGGGCCGAAACGUCCAAACCAAGUUUGUUUCCCCGGAGGAAUUCGUGCGGUUGAAGGCUAUCGACGACGAAGGAGGGAAAUCGGAGGCAUUUUUUCAGAAGCUAUGUUCAUGGCAUGAGGCCAUUGGCCAGGGCGAGGCCGCCACGACGGAUCCCCUCAUGGCGGACUUGCUGGGGAGAGAGCCGGUCCCGCCCCGAGAGGCGAUCCGGGGCUUGUUGACGGAGAAUCGAGACUAUGAGUGGCAUCAGAACUAUGUGAACCGGGGUUAG
Messenger RNA from Penicillium canariense, 924 nucleotides. RefSeq lists its product as uncharacterized. The record is from RefSeq and is a predicted model, not a curated record. The coding region runs from base 1 to 924 and encodes 307 amino acids. Lineage: Eukaryota; Fungi; Ascomycota; Eurotiomycetes; Eurotiales; Aspergillaceae. The transcript is spliced from 3 exons.